[Candida] anglica is the source of this 2545-nucleotide messenger RNA. Lineage: Eukaryota; Fungi; Ascomycota; Pichiomycetes; Serinales; Debaryomycetaceae. The record is from the annotation of a GenBank genome assembly.
AGAAAAUCCUUCAUUUCGUUUGUUUACCUAUUCAUCAUUAUAUGCCACAUGAUACCGCAUGAAUCUAUGACAGGUGAGUCAGAACCUACAGAUGACAGCACACGGCAUAAUGAAGGAGACACUGAAAAGGAGGUGCUAGCAUCAUCCUCAUCACCACAAAGAGAGGAUUUGAGUCUGGUGCCGGUUCCGGAGUACGACGACCGAUGUCAGAAUGCAAUAGAGAAAAUAGCCAAGGGUGAUAUACCUGUAUGGAAUAUCCUUCCUCUGUACCAUAUGUACACUUCGACGGUGUCGAAAAGUCUAGCAGUGGGUAAUGAUGACCAAUCUUUCGAGCCUCCAACAUACGAUGAUUUGUCCACGACUUCAUCAAAUGGGAUAGUAGCUGGUUCUACGUUCACAUUGUCUGCUCACACGUCCAACGUAGAAAACUCUACGACCCCCGGAACUCCCAACCCCAACUUGAUUGUCGCCGAUGAAGGCUCCAAUCUGUGGGAGAAUACAAUUCUUGAUAAUAUCCACACUCUUACAAACUUAUCUGAUUCUGAUAAUCCCAUUGCAAAGGCGUUGAAAAUCGAAAUAUACUUCACCGAAGACGUUGGUGAAUCGGGGAUGAAGCCAACCAUUAUUGACCCGCUGAACUUUGAAUAUAAACAGGGAGACUUGAUCAAUGGAUAUAUCAAGGUACAGAACACUUCAUCGGAGGAGAUCCCAUUUGAUAUGUUUUAUGUACUUUUCGAAGGAGUUUUCAAGAUCCGAGGGACUCCCAAUGCAAAUAACCCAGAAGGAGACUUGGUGAUCAAGAAAUUUUUGGAAAUGUUUGACUUUAGUGCAUCAUGGCAUUAUGGAUAUAUCAACAGAUUGGUUUCCGAAUUCACCAAGCCAAACCAAUACCCUGAAUAUGUUGACCCCAUAGAUGACACCCAUUAUUCAUUUGGAUUUGAGAGAACCGUGAAACCUUUUAUCACUCAUAAGCGAUUCUUCACAUUCAAAAUUCCCGAUAAGUUAUUGGACUCUACAUGUCAACAUAGUUUGUCUAGUCAUAUUGAAAUUCCUCCUAGUAUAGGUAAUUCACUGGGGAAACUAAACCUUACUAAUAUGGGGGACUCUGAGGUUCGAGACUUUGCAUUUAUUGAUACCAGUAUCAGUUAUAGAGUACAUGCUAGGUUCAUUGGAAAGGCCUCUCAGUAUGGAGUAUUACCGGUUAAGAAACCAGUGGAGGCAACUCUUGUUGAUUCCGCCGGUGAUGAAUAUCUUAUUCUUAAAGAUACCCAUCAAAUGAUUCGAAUCAUUGAAGAAAAGAACAAAUUGACCAGCUUGGAAACGAGAGCCAAUAGGGAAAGCAUCAAAUUAUUCUAUGAUAAUUUUGUCGCCCGCAUAGAUGAAAUUAUUGAAUUUGGUAAGAAUAUACUUUCAUCAAGAUCUAUUAGUCCCGUUAGUAGUAGAGAACAGAGUAAUAUACUUGGCGCUAUCAUUUCCCCUCGUGGUGAUUUGGUAGAACCAGAGUUACUGACAACGAUAUCUGCAAACUCAACGAUGGACAGGGAACUCGCUAAAUGUCGACAAUUAUAUAAACCCGUAAAUGGAGGUGGAAAGUCAAAAAGCUCCAUGGCGCUUGGUUUGGAUAAUGAUGUCUACAAGAUCUUUUACCCCAUACAAAAGAAAACUUUAACUGGAGCCACCAAGUUUCUAGGUACAAUGGUUAUAACCACCCCUAAGAUUCAUUACAAAAUUAAAUACAUCCCACCAUCUCAUUUCCAUGCCGAGGAACCAGAUACUUCAUCAUGGAUUCUCAACGUGCCAAUCAACAUUGAAUAUGUUCUUCUGCUGAGUGCCAACUCGUCUAGGAAAGGUGUCAAACUUCCAGAAAUUAAAUCAAUUGCGAUGGAAUUGAUAUCACUUACAAUAAAAUCAAAUGGGGAAUGUAUACCUGUGGAAUUCAAUCAUGGAAUGAUCUUCAACAACAGUCACCAACAAUUCAAGAAAUUGAUCUUUGAAACUAAUUACUUUGAAGAGACUGUCGUCAAGCCGAUGUUACAGAAGGCUAAAGAAGUUCAAAAUCUUUCUUCAAAAUUAGGUUCGCAACUAUUCCGGAUGGAUGCAAAUCUUUCUCGGGACUUGAAGAAUAUUUGUAGAUUAAAAACCAAAAAUAUGAAUUUAGCGGUGGAAGAUGUGAAGAUCAGAGAUAAUAACUCUACUGCAUCUACGCUGAAGAAUCUGGCUUCGUGGAUUAUUAAAGACAAACAAACUAAUCUGGAUGCACCAACUACUUAUAAAAUGGACCUCACUGCUGUUUGCGAUUUGACAACCGCUAGAGUAAAAUCCGCCGAAUCCCCUGUCAAUACCAAGGCAUAUGAUAAUUUCAACUUAGUUCCUGAUUUCCAAAUGUGUCAAAUGGCACGUUUUUAUUACUUAAAAAUAUUUAUUACGCUACUGAAGGGUGAAAUCAUCCUCUUGAAUGUUCCUGUUGAAGUUCAGAAAUAGAUUUAAUAGACAAAUACACGAAUAAAAUAGAGAAAUUCUUGAUUCAUUUUUCAUAUAUAUCUUA